AUGAUUGUGAAGUUGUUGGUGUUGUUCCUGUGCCUUCUUCACUUGGUGGAUUCGUGUCGUUUGAGAUGUCGAAACCGAACCCAAUGUGAUGAUGGUUGGACCUACUACAAAAGAAAUACAACUGGAUGGUGUAUGCAAGUUGUUUCGGAGCCUACCACAAAAACAGACGGUGCAGCGGCUUGUGGUGAAUUGGGAGCUGUGAUUUCAUCAAUCGAUGAUUCGGAAAUGAGAAUUGUGAUUGAAAGUUUGAGAGUUGCCUCGAAUAUUACAACAACAACUUGGAUUGGUGCCACAUUGAAAACUGAGUGUACGUCAGAUGAGUGUGAAAAAACUGAUGAUAAUCAUUGUAAACAAACUGAAACGUGUGGAUAUGAUCGAUUUAUUUGGACGGAUGGUUACACAACUACACAAUCCGACGAAUAUCUUGCUGACAGGAUAAAGAACACUACAAUUUUAUGGGGUGGCCAAAAAUAUAUUUCAUGGCAAGACUUGUGUUUUAGUUCUGGACAAUUUGGUAUGUGUACAAACGCAACCUUAAAACCGGCACUUUGUGGGAAGGUUUCUAACAGUUAAACAUUUUUCUUGUGGUUAAUAAAUCGGUUUAUUGCAAUAUCUUUGAUUUUGUUACAUAUUUUCAGCAAACUUGUUGCUCAUGUCAAUAACAUAUCACAGGUGGAGGAAAGUUGGCCAAUUUUUGGCCAACUUCCCCGUGCUCUAUUUCGUGCUCAUUUCCACGUCGAGGUUUUGAUCAGAAUUGUUCAGCAGCAUCUUUCUCGGCAUCAAAAACUCUAUCAAACUCUAUAUUGUUUCUGACUCAAGAUCAAAAUUAAAACAUCAAAUUCCCUAGAAACCGAAAAGUUGAAAAUCGGUUGAAAAACAAGGCGAAUUUAUAAUCAUUUUGUUCAGCUCGGAAUUCUGCGUCGAAUGGUGCUCACCAUUUUCCACCAAAAUGAUUUUAAACGGUUAAAAAUUAAAGGCGCAGACAUUUGAAUAAAAUGGUCCUGCAGGGAAAUGUGUGUGUGUACUUCUCUCGGACGAAAUGCACGCCACAAAUUUUUUUCUUUUUUUUUCGUUUUUUUUGUGUGUUCCUCGUUUUGUUAAAAAAUUAAGUGUUUGAAGCUGUGAGAAAUAUGUAAAAUAUGUUCCCCAUCCCGGAUCAAGCAGCAAAUUUCAUUAGAAUUUGGAAAUUCACACAUUGAACAUGAUUUUAGGCCAAAAAAUGAAAAAUUUCGAGUUUUUCAACAAAAGCAAUUUUCAAUUUCAUUUAAUUACACCAAUAUGUUUUCAUGAGUUUGAAUGGAAAAAUCCUUAUCAGAAUUGAAAAUUGAAAUGCCCUAGACCUAAUUUGCUACUGUUCUGGAAUCGUAAUAUGACUUUUCAGGGCUUCCUCCAAGAAGAAAGUUUUCACCAGGUGCAUCAGGAAAUGGUAAGAUGGAGAUGGGCAGAAACUAAGAAUCCAACUUCAAAUAGCUCAAGAAGGACAUCCGUGUCAUCGCCCGCCCACACUUAGGUUUGUUAUCUUGAAUGAGAAGUUUUCAGAUGACGGUCAUCAACCGUUGUCAAAAGAAGACUCAUUCGAUCAAGGGAGAAACUGUCGCUCAAAAGGUCAACUGGACUCGUGA
Messenger RNA from Caenorhabditis angaria, 1622 nucleotides. Lineage: Eukaryota; Metazoa; Nematoda; Chromadorea; Rhabditida; Rhabditidae. The record is from the annotation of a GenBank genome assembly.